CUGUAAGGUUAGGCCUUCUGUUUUCAACAUGGUUGAUCAAGAGUGGACUUCUGCAACAUUUCAUCUUCCACAAACUCAUGCAUCCAUUUCUCCUGUCCCUCCCUAUUCCAGAGAACAGCCCAUCUUCACCACCAGAGCACAUGUCUUCCAAAUUGACCCCAGCACCAAGAAGAACUGGGUUCCUGCAAGCAAGCAGGCUGUAACUGUUUCCUACUUCUAUGACAGCACAAGAAACAGCUAUCGGAUUAUCAGUGUGGAUGGAGCCAAGGUGAUUAUAAACAGCACAAUCACACCUAAUAUGACCUUUACUAAAACAUCGCAGAAGUUUGGUCAGUGGGCGGACAGCAGAGCAAACACUGUGUUUGGUUUGGGUUUUUCCUCCGAACAGCAUCUAACAAAGUUUGCAGAGAAAUUCCAGGAAGUAAAAGAAGCUGCACAACUAGCAAGAGACAGAUCUCAAGAGAAAAUUGAGACUUCAAGCAAUCAUUCCCAAGAAUCUGGACGUGAAACACCAUCUUCUACUCGGGCAUCCAGCGUGAAUGGAACAGACGAUGAGAAGGCAUCUCAUGGUGGCCCUGCUGAUGCGCAUCUUAAAAGCGAGAAUGACAAACUGAAAAUUGCUUUAGCCCAAAGUUCUUCCAAUGUAAAGAAAUGGGAAACAGAAUUGCAGACUCUGAGGGAGAGCAAUGCUAGGCUGACCUCUGCGCUCCAAGAAUCUGCUGCCAGUGUAGAGAAUUGGAAAAAGCAGUUUUCAGAAUGCAAGGAAGAAAAUGAUCAACUCAGGAACAAGAUUGAAGAGCUAGAAGAACAAUGCAAUGAAAUAAAUAAAGAGAGAGAGAGAAAUGCACAGCUGAGCAGGCGCCUCCAGGAACUGGAAUCAGAAGUUCAAGACAAAGAACUAGAAUUGGAGGAUCUUCGAAAACAGGGUGAAAUUAUACCCCAGCUAAUGUCAGAAUGUGAAUCUGUAUCUCAGAAAUUACAGACUGCUGAAAGAAAGAACAGAGAGCUUGAGGAGAAAGUGAGAACGCUAAGGACAAAUGUUGAAGAGAACAAACAGAGACAGAACAACCUUAAAACUGAAUUAAAGAAUUUUUUAGACGUACUAGAUGGGAAGAUAGAUGAACUACAUGAUUUCCGACAAGGACUGUCUAAACUGGGAGCUGACAACUAGAUGACGACAUAGUUUUGUAAUCUAGGGCCUGAAUGUUUGGUGUUCCAUUGAUCCCAAAUGUGUGUUUACAAAAUAUGACUAGAAUGUUCCACUUGUUUGCAUUGUGUUUGUAUAUACAGGCUGAAAAUUUGCUGUGUUUUUUUUCAAACCAGUUGUGCUGCUCAUUGAAUUCUGUUGAGAAGAGAAAUGAUUUGUAUGCAGCUCUGGCUUUGUGGGUUAGUGAACAGGUGGAGGAUUCUGGCUCAGGAAUCUGGAACUAGAUCUACCUUAAAUGAAUAUGCAGUUAGUUGUUGCAGGGAAAUUUAUAUCUUUCUUAAGGGCUGUUGCAACCAUAGAAACAGAAAACAAGUAUUUUCUAGUCCUGACUAUCAAUAUUCCUAGCAACAUGCAAUUGUAUUUUUGUUGUUGAGUAUAGUGAAGUUAAGAUUAGAGGGGGCUUCUGCUGUGUGCAAUGCAGUUUGGUAAAAUGUGUCUGAGCUGCAGUCAAGUGUAGCGAAUCCUACUAAGUAGAUAUUAGGAACAAAUCAAUAAAGCCUAAAUCAAAUCAAAUUUGCAGAAAGAAACCAACAUGUUUAUACUCCUGUGACCUUUGAUAUGGGGUUUACCAUGUAAAUGUAUGUGCACAUAUAGCACUUUGACUGCAACAUUACAGAUUGUCUCAGCUCUCUUAUUUAUUGAUUUGAAAUACAACAGCUGAUGACAACUUGUCUCAUUUAACAAGAGCAUCUUUUUCCUCACCCCUAGAGUUUACAUUCAUAUAAUUAAGUAAAUCAUUACAUAUUUGAAAAAA
Messenger RNA from Pelodiscus sinensis (Chinese soft-shelled turtle), 1961 nucleotides. The record is from RefSeq and is a predicted model, not a curated record. NCBI's taxonomy places the organism in Eukaryota, Metazoa, Chordata, Testudines, Trionychidae.